AUGGGAAUUGACAAGUUGGCAGCUUUCCUUGAAAUAGAACCUGAAAAGUUAAGUGGUACAUUGCUUGAGGGAGAAUAUGUUGCAACUUCUGAUCUUGACUUUUGCCUGAAGCAGGUUAUUGAUUGA
Racocetra fulgida is the source of this 126-nucleotide messenger RNA. The record is from the annotation of a GenBank genome assembly. NCBI's taxonomy places the organism in Eukaryota, Fungi, Glomeromycota, Glomeromycetes, Diversisporales, Gigasporaceae.